AUGAGGCUCUCCUUCAAGAUCCCAGCGGCUCUCUUGGGUCUCGCCGCCCUCGUUACAGCUUCCAAAGUUGUUGACCUUGACUCCAAGAACUUUGACCAGCUCAUUGGUAAGGACAAGCCCGCUCUCGUCGAGUUCUUCGCUCCCUGGUGCGGCCACUGCAAGAAUCUUGCCCCCGUGUACGAGCAGCUCGCCGAUGCCUUCGACACCAGCAAGGUGAUUAUCGCCAAGACCGACGCCGACGGUGUCGGCCGGGAGCUCGGCUCGCGGUUUGAUGUCAAGGGCUACCCUACUCUCAAGUGGUUCCCGGCUGGUUCUCUGGACGCCGACGACUACAACGGCGGCCGUGACCUCGACUCGCUCGUUGAGUUUGUUCAGAUGAACUCUGGUGUCAAGUCAAACAUCAAGCCGCCUGCUCCUCCCGCUGCGAUGAUCCUUGACGGCGGCAACUUUGACGAGGUCGUCGACGGCUCGAAGAAUGUCCUCGUUGCCUUUACUGCCCCCUGGUGCGGCCACUGCAAGAACAUGAAGCCCGCGUACGAGAACGUUGCCAAGGCGUUUGCGCCCGAGGAGGACGUCAUUGUCGCCCAGGUCAACGCCGACGACAUGAGCAACAAGCCCAUCGCGCAGCGCUACGAGGUCCGCUCGUUCCCCACUAUCAAGUUCUUUUCCAAGGGCUCCAAGGAGCCCAUCAUGUACACCUCGGGCCGUAGCGAGGAGCAGUUUGUCGACUUCCUCAACGAGCAGUGCGGCACCUACCGCACCCCGUCUGGUCUACUGAACGACCUCGCGGGCAAGAUCAAGGAGCUCGACGUGCUUGCGCAGAGCUACUGGGCCGAGCUGCCGAGCCGUGAGGAGAUCUACGACAACGCCAAGGCGUACGUGACUGCCCAGUCGGCCGACGUCGACGGGCACAUCCGCACCGCCGCCGCGUACUACGUCAAGGCUAUGGAGCGCAUCAAGGCCAAGGGUGACGCUUGGAUUGCCAAGGAGCAUGCCCGUCUCAGCAACCUCCUCGCUUCGCCCUCACUGGCGACCAGCAAGCUCGACGAGAUCAAGGCCAAGGUCAACAUUCUUUCCGCGUUUGUCGCCAAGAAAGCCGAGGAGACCAAGAACGACCUGUUCGAGGAGGGCCAGAAGGUCAUGGGCAAUGUCAAGGAGGAGCUCUAA
Molecule: messenger RNA, 1167 nt
Organism: Cutaneotrichosporon cavernicola
Lineage: Eukaryota; Fungi; Basidiomycota; Tremellomycetes; Trichosporonales; Trichosporonaceae
Gene: tigA
Exons: 8
Coding region: 1-1167 (388 amino acids)
Biological process (GO): protein folding
Cellular component (GO): endoplasmic reticulum
Molecular function (GO): protein disulfide isomerase activity
Source: RefSeq, a predicted model, not a curated record